AUGAAGGCUUUAAUCCUUAGUGGACUCAUCCUGGCCUUUGCAAUUUGUUUCCAGUUCAGUGAGAGUCAGCAAUCACGGAGCCAGGCAACAAAAAAGAGAAUCAACAGUCAACCAGCCCAAAGCUCCCCUGCCAGGACAUCACGAAGUAGAUCUCCAUCCAACCAACUCAUUGGGAAACCUCAAGCUCAUUCUCAUGCCUCUGCCCCAUCUGUUCAUAAAUCCCCCAUAAGAGCUCCAUCCUCACCUUUCAACACUCAAAAAUCAAAGUCUCUACCUGCUAGGGCUGCAUCCCUUUCAGUACUGACUAACAAAGCAGCCAUCCAAUUAUCCUCAAAUUCUAGGACAUCAAGUAAAAAGAAAAAAUCUGUUCAGUCAUCACAAAGACAAAAUCUACAAGUAAGUCCUAAGAAAAGGACAUUGACCUCUCCCAAGAAAGGGUUGACUCCCCGUACAUCUGGUCUAACAGGACAAAACACUCCACCGAGAACAAGCAGAACUCUGAAACAGCCUGAAAAGAGACAACAGACAACUACUAAGAAACAAUCAAAACAAACAGCAGCAGAAUCGAAACCAUCUUCAGCUACAAAUAAUAAAAGUCAAAAAAAAACCAAGAAAAUCCAGUCUACAUCUUCUAAGAAACAGAUAAAACAACCUACAAUUAGAGCAGCUUCAAAACCAUCUCUACCUAAAAAGGGAUCUCUGAAGACUUCUAAAACAGCUUCCUCUACAUCAUCGAAAAAACAGUCAUCUAAGGCCACAGCAAUAAAAUCUUCUUCCAAAAAUUUUUCAACCCCAAAGAAAGGAUCAACUAAAUCUAAAAACACUCUGUCUUCACCUGCCAAGAAACCAUUGACUCAGGCAACAGCAGUUCCCCAAAAAACUUUAGCCAAAAAGAAAACUCUAAAUAAACAAAAUAAUAAACAGUUAACUUCAGUCAAAGAAGAGCCAACUAAGGCAGUAGCAACAAGAGCAGCUUCCAAAGCCAAAAAGAAAAGUCUAAUUAAAUCCAAAAAUACAAAACCUACACCUGCCAAGAGAAAGCUGAUUCAGGCAGGAGUAGUUGCAACAAAUAGGAAAACAUCUAGAACCAAGAAUAAAAUAUUACAGAAACCUCAAAAAACCUUUACCACAUCUCCCAAGAAACAAGUGAAUCAGCCAAAAGUACUUAAAUCAGUAGUAAACACACAACCAGCCUCUAAGAAAAGACUAAAUCAAUCUAAGAGCUCCUUGUCUAAAACUGCCAGGAAGCAGUCAAAUCAUGCAAAAGAAAGUAAACCUCCAGUUUCCAAAAACACUCUGGUCAAAAAGAAAAACCUAAAAAAAUCUAAAUUAUCUCGUUCUACACCUGCAAAGAAACAGCAGAAUCAGGUGAUACCAAUUAAAUCAGGUACAAAAACAGCUCUGGUUAAAAAGAAAAAUAUAAAGAAACCUGAAAAAUCGUUCCCUAUAUCUACCAAUAAACGACAAAAUCAAUCACUAGCAAAGCCAAAAACAUCUGGGACAACUAGCGAAAGUAAUCAGCCUAAAUCCACUCAAACAGGACCAAAAAGAUCUCUAGCCAAGAAGAAAAUCCAAAAGAAAUCUACACCUGCCAAAAAACAACAGAAACAGCCCACAGCAGGUAUAAUGACUACAAAAACACACCUUACAAAAACUAAAUCUAUAAAACUAUCUAAGACAAGACAGCCCACAUCUCUAACAACAAAUAAAUGGCUAAGUAAAUCAAAACAAAGUCAGUCUAAACCUUCUAAGAAAGGUGUGAAUCAUCUUAAAUCACCUCAAGGGGUAAAAAGACCACCUACCUUAGCAGGCAAAAUUGUAAAACAAUCUAAGAAAAGAAAAUCUACACUUGACACAAAAAAGUUAAAAUCAUCUAAACUAAAAGGAUCUAAAUCUAUUCAAGCUGGACAGAAGAAGUAUCCACAAAGGAAAAGGAAACCAUUGAAGAAAGCUCAUCAGUUAUAUCCACGUCCACCGAGACCAUAUCCAAGUACCCCACAUCUUCAUGCGCAUGAGCACCAUCAUCACCAACCUCAUUCAUCUCAUAAACCACCUUUACAUAAACCAACACCUCAAACAAGCACAAUAGGUGUGACAACUAAGCCAACUGGCUUAACUGAAACCUCGACCAGUACAAUCACUGCGGUACCUGGAGCGACUACAAAUUUAGCUGCUCUCAGUAGUACGAUAUUGGAGAGCAAAACAUCUGUGUCAGUUGCCCCAACUAGUGUAACUGCCACUACCACUAAGAGAUCAGAUGUAACCAGAACACCUGAAACUCUAUCCCCAACAACUACCACCACAACCCUUGUGACACCAACCACUAACUCAGCAAUAGGUGCUACAUCCACAGGACCUGCCUCCACUGCAACUGCCGCAGCAUCUGUGACCUCAGCAGCACCUUCAGUGGAACCCACACCCAAAGGGUCUGCUGCUCCCAGCACUGCAAACUCCACGAACCCACGGCCUGGCUCCACUACCCUCCUAGUCUCUGCCUCCACCAUUGCCUCUGAUUUUACCACAGAGGACUUAGAAGAUGAAACAAACACAACAAAUGAAAGCACUGAUUACACCACUGAAGCUGCCUCUACAACUUCAGCAAACACAGGUACUACAUCCCGUGCCACUGCUGCCACCACUGCCACCACUUCUACAGCCACAACCUCUGCACUUGUUGGAGCCACAAAUGCAACACCUUCCAAAACCCUAGGGAAGGAUGCCACAAUCAGUGGUGCUACCUUGUCAUCUACCACUCCCUCUUCCCGUUCUGCCACAACAACUGCAGCAGGUGCCACAACCACAAGUGUACCUGGUGCCACAAGCACAAGUAUACUUCGUGUCACAACCACAGUUGCCCCAAGUUCUACAACCACCAGUGUGCCUGACACUGCCACCACAGCUGAAUCAAGUACUGCCAUCACACCAGUGGAUAAGGUUACCACUCAAACAGCAGAUGAAACAACCACUGAAGCUACUACCCAAAUGGAUGAGGAAACCACUGAGUCAGCAGGUGAUACAACCACUGUAGCUGCCACCACAACACCACUUGAUGGGGUCACAACUGGUGCAACUGACUCCACAAUCUCAGAAACAGAUUUCACAACCACCAUUUCUACCACCACUGCUGUAUCUUCAACCACACCUGUAGGAACAAUUAUCACAAUAGCAGCAGCCUCUUCAACCCCAGGCAUUGGUACAACCACCAGUGUUAUGGCUACAACUUCAGCCCCCGGUGAUACAACUACUGCUGCCAGCACAACUGUAGCAGGUGCUGCCAUGACAACUGAACAAGGUGCUACCACCCCUGCUGAAACAACCACAGAGGAUUCUGGAGCUACAACUCCAGGGGAGGAGGCUACCACUAAACCAGCAAAUAAUACAACCACUGGAGCUGCCACCACUCAGGCCAAAGAUGCCACAACUGCACCCGCUGAUGCCACAACCCCCAUAGCUAACCCUACAUCCCCAGCACUAGACUCCACAUCUCCAGCUGCUAGUACAACAGCUGUUUCAGCUACAACCACUAAACCUACAGGAGCCACUACUGCAACUGCAGCAGCCUCCGCAACUACAGCUGAUGUCACAGCCUCUUCAGCUGACUCCACAACCUUAGGAGAAGUCAUCACAUAUGUGGCUACUACUGCAACAGGUGCUUCAUCUACAAGCACAGUUCCUAUAGAAACCACCACCACAACAGCUGCAGCCUCCACAAGUAUUGCAACCACAUCAGCCUCGGAUGCCACAACUAUUGUCAGUACAAGUGUAUCAGGUGCUGCCACCACUAACCCAGCUACUCCUGCCUCCACUGUUGAACCAGGUUCUACAACUACUGAAAUUACAAGUCCAGGGGAUGAGGCCACCAGUGAAUCAGUAGGAGACACCACUCUGGCAGCUGUCACUACAACUCCAUCAGAGUCUAUUUCUACUGCUGUAUCUGAUGUUUUAACCACUGAAUUGGACUCUAUGACCAUAGGAGCAGAAACAACUACCUUCGUUGAUGAUAUCACUACUGACUCAGCAAAUGAUACUACUCUCUUUACAACAGAGGUCACAAGUGCUGCAGCUGCCACAGCUUCUUCUGCAGGAUCCACAGAACGCCCUGUGGCUUCCACACCUGCAGCAGAUACUACCAUUCCAACUCCUGAAGGAACCCCGACUGCAUCAGCUAUCACAACAGCAGCAACAACAUCCACAGCUGAAACUAACUCCAUCACCACUGCCGCAGUGACAGCCACCAGUCCCAUGACUGCAGUCAACACAAAUACAGCCUCAGCUGGAACCACCUCUGCUGCUACUAGCAGCACACUACCUGCUACUACAAACACAGCCAAUACUCCUAUAACCAGCAGUAGCCCUACUUCCACAUAG
Messenger RNA from Galeopterus variegatus (Sunda flying lemur), 4368 nucleotides. RefSeq names its product mucin-22-like. Lineage: Eukaryota; Metazoa; Chordata; Mammalia; Dermoptera; Cynocephalidae. The coding region runs from base 1 to 4368 and encodes 1455 amino acids. The record is from RefSeq and is a predicted model, not a curated record. The transcript is spliced from 3 exons.